Molecule: messenger RNA, 1373 nt
Organism: Corythoichthys intestinalis (scribbled pipefish)
Lineage: Eukaryota; Metazoa; Chordata; Actinopteri; Syngnathiformes; Syngnathidae
Product: zinc finger protein OZF-like
Exons: 2
Coding region: 97-1170 (357 amino acids)
Biological process (GO): regulation of DNA-templated transcription
Molecular function (GO): DNA-binding transcription factor activity, RNA polymerase II-specific; RNA polymerase II cis-regulatory region sequence-specific DNA binding
Source: RefSeq, a predicted model, not a curated record
CGUCCAUGUACCCUCGCCACUCUUGCAAUUCCUUCAUGUUCCCUUCUUCUAACAAAACAAGCUCCUUUAAAGCAUUCUCAUCGGUGUCCCGCAGACAUGACUGAAGAAGAUCUUCAUCCUGAGAAACACAAUCCCCUCCACUUUAAACAGGAGCCGGAGAUGUUGUACAUCAAACAGGAAGAGCCACUCACCCCCUCCGUUAAAGAAGAACAGGAAGAUGAAAUCAUUGCAGGGAUCGUCGGUGUGAAGAGCAAAGAAGAUGAAGAUCCAAGCGAAGAGAACGGAGCAGCGACACCUUCGAGCGACAGCUCAUUUCAACACCUGCCAACAAAAGAAGAGGGAGGAUCGCAACAGGACGGCUUCUUAGCUCCGCUUUCGGAUAGCGACGACGUAACGUCACACUCUUCUGACACUGAUACUAAUGAGGAGGAUGUUGACUUUGACCAAAAUGCUUUGAAAUCCUUCAACUGUGCUGGUGGGAAACCCUUUGCCUGCACAUUUUGCUACAAGGGAUUUUCUCGGAAGACUCAUUUAGAAAUGCAUAAGCGUACACACACUGGAGUAAAGCCUUUUGCCUGCACAUAUUGUGGUAAAAGAUUUACCCAGAAGGGAAGUUUAAACACACACACAAGAACACACACUGGAGAGAAGCCUUUCACCUGCUCACGUUGCGAUAAAAGGUUUUGUCAGAAGAUACUGUUAGAAAUCCACACGCGUACACACACUGGAGAAAAGCCUUUUGUCUGCACACAUUGCAACAAAAGAUUUGCUCAGAAGUCUCAUUUAACAACACAUAAUCGUACACACAGUCGAGAAAAGCUCUUUGUCUGCAAAUUUUGUGGUCAAAGAUUCGCCGAGAAGGGAAAUUUGGACAAACACAAAAGCACACACAGUGGAGAGAAGCCUUUUGGCUGCUCACAUUGUGGUAAAAGAUUCACUCGGAAAGGAGAUUUAGUAUUGCACACAAGAAGCCACACUGGGGAAAAACCUUUUGCCUGCACACUUUGCGACAAAAGAUUUUCUCAUAGUUCUAAUUUGAUAAACCAUACACGUACACACACUGGAGAAAAGCCUUUUGCCUGCUCAAUUUGUCAUAGAAGAUUCUGUCACAGGGCAUCUUUAUACAAACACGCAAUAACACACACUAGAGGGAAACCUUUUGACAGUUGAAUUUAUGGUAAAAGAUUCACUCAGAGGGGAGAUUUAGUAUCGCACGGAAGACGCCACACUGCGGAAAAACUUAAGAAUUUUAGUAUGUGACAAGAUAUAGACCCUACUCACCUACGUCACAAAAUGACGCCAUAUUGUCCGUAUUUUUAGACCUAUUCUCAUUGUUUUCAAUUAGUCGUGCAAGUUAUACAGCAAUUCAUGGA